CAAAGUUCAGUGAGUUGAACUGCAGUGCUGUGAGUUCACUGUUCACUCUGCCACGACCAACCUCUGUUGUAAAUUUUCCUCCCAGAACACGUGACGAUGCAUUUCUUGACUAUAUAUCCCAAGUGCAGCAGCCGAGCUGUCAGAGCGCUGAGCCCCACACGGAGGAAGAAGGCUCCCGGGCUUGGCGAUUUAGGAAUUCAGGACUCGGGACAAAUUUGCCAGCACUUGGUAAGUGAGCACAGAGCUUCAAUGCUGAGAAUGGAACCUCUGAACAGCACGCACGCCAGCACGGCAGCCCCCAGCGGUCCCCUCGAGUCCCAUGUGCCCGGCAGCGCCAGCCGCCACGCCAACGGCAACGAGUACUUCUACGUUCUGGUCGUCAUGUCCUUUUACGGCAUUUUCUUGAUUGGAAUCAUGCUGGGCUACAUGAAAUCCAAAAGGCAGGAGAAGAAAUCCAGCCUCCUGCUGCUGUACAAGGACGAGGAGAGGCUCUGGGGGGAGGCCAUGAAGCCGCUGCCCGUGGUGUCGGGCCUGAGGUCGGUGCAGGUGCCCGCGAUGCUCAACGUGUUGCAGGAGAGCGUGGCGCCAGCCCUGUCCUGCACGCUCUGCUCCAUGGAAGGAGACAGCGUGAGCUCCGAGUCCUCCUCGCCCGACGUGCACCUCACCAUCCAGGAGGAGGGCGCGGACGACGAGCUGGAGGAGGCUUCGGAGACCCCCCUCAACGAAAGCAGCGAGGGGUCCUCGGAGAACCUGCAUCAGAAUUCCUAGCACCCCUCUGACCUCUGGAGGUGGCGCCAUCAGCCAGCACCCUUAGAGAGAGGAAGGACACUUUCCGUGUCUGGUUUCACUUUUGCAGUGCAGCUGCCACUUUCCAGAGACCCUCGACAAGCCCCUGAAUGGGGGACGGUGGGGGACACGGCUAAACGGGAGCAGCAGCCCGAGUCCAUGAGGUGUGGACUGUGGUGUGGACCUGGCACCGAAAAAGCCCCGAAGACGUGCAGUGUGUACCUUUCCUUGGGGGAGCCUGGGGGUCGGGGUUCCUGUUCAGAAUCCGGCAGGUCGAUGUGCCGGUGGUUGUUUUCUCACUGGAUGCCCUGGGUAGCUCCCGAAGAGGCUGCCCACUCCCGGGGCUGCCAAGUGCGGAGGGCAUGCCGAGGGACUAGUUUCGAUUUGCUAAUUUGCCUAGAGCUUUGUUCUUCUAGAUCUGAUUGGCUGUAAGUACCUCUAACGUGAACCUGUGGCAUUAGCUCACCGCGGGUUACAGAGCUUCUCUUACACGUCUUUUGGGUUAGAGGGGGAAUAUUUGAUGGAGGACUUCUGAUGGGAGAAAGCUGGAGAUCUGAACCUGGUCUAUUUGCAUACUGUAAGGAAAAAAAAUGCAACUUUAAAACCUGUUAGCAUUGGCUGGGAUUCUAAGACGCAAUCUGCUAUUUUGACCCUUUGUCUAACCUGUGACCUUGAACUCUGAUCUGGGAGCAUCCAGCAUCACAUGCUGGCAUGCUUUUUGUGUGUGUGUGUGUGCUUGGAAGGGUUUCCCUAAGAAUCUAACCUGCACUUCGAAUGGCCGUGCAGGGAAUCUUCCCGAUCUUUCCCGAAGGGGCGGUGGUGGGGUUGAACAAAGCCAAACCCUUGGCCCUGCUGCUGCUUUUUUUCCCAGCCUAGUUUUCUCAGCUGGGAGAGGACAUAAUGUGGGCCUUGACGACAUGGCAUUUCGUCACAUAGCUGAGACUUAGAAGGGCAUGCUCCGGUGAGACUGCGCAGAGCCGGGGUCCAAGUUCUGUGUUUCUUGAACCCGAGUCCCGGCUCUGCUUCGCUCGUGUGGUCCUGAGCAUGCCAUCCAAAGGCUUACUGCUUUCCUGAGACUCCUGAUGAUCUGGAUCCCCAAGGGGCUGGGAGGAUGUCUGUAGAUUCUAAGACUCUGUGAUAAAUCCUGCAUGGCCUGGUGUGAAGAAGCUUGGACAGAAUAUUUCCCCCUUGGCCGGCAAGUCUGAAGAAGGAUCUGCUUACUUAAAGGAGCAGUUGGAGGCUCAGAACACAUGUAAUGGGGAAAUCCAAGGCGAAUCCCCUGCCCACCCCUGCUGUCAUUUUCCCAGCAGUGAACCAAAGAGGCAGAUACCACAUUUCAUGCUGCAAAGUUCUCUGGGUGGUAGACUAUUAACCCGCCAGUUAAGGGAAAAAGACAUGUAAGAGAAAUAGCUCAGGAAUGCUUGCUAAUGUCUCCAUGUAUUCCUGUGGUCAGUCGCUUUGUAGCAGACUCUUUAGGCCCCUGAAGACAAGGAGGAAGAAAAACACACCAAAAGGUCAAAUUUAAUUCUAGUAAAAACAUAAAUUUUUUUUUUUUUUUAAAA
This is a messenger RNA of Camelus dromedarius (Arabian camel), 2348 nucleotides long. It is a transcript of the gene KCNE4, whose product is annotated as potassium voltage-gated channel subfamily E regulatory subunit 4. Gene Ontology annotation, molecular function: transmembrane transporter binding; potassium channel regulator activity; voltage-gated potassium channel activity involved in ventricular cardiac muscle cell action potential repolarization. Bases 97 to 768 code for a protein of 223 amino acids. Gene Ontology annotation, cellular component: membrane. The record is from RefSeq and is a predicted model, not a curated record. The transcript has 2 exons. Gene Ontology annotation, biological process: negative regulation of delayed rectifier potassium channel activity; membrane repolarization during action potential; regulation of ventricular cardiac muscle cell membrane repolarization. NCBI's taxonomy places the organism in Eukaryota, Metazoa, Chordata, Mammalia, Artiodactyla, Camelidae.